ACCUUCCUGAACCAAAUGUAAAAACUUUGCCCCAUUUAUCCAGUAAAACACCAUGCUCUCUACCAGUCUGCAUAUCAACAAUGUCUUUAUUAUCAAACUCUAGACGUUCUGGAAUGCUGUAUAAACAACCUUUUUCUGUGUAUGCUGCAUUUAACUUGGAAUAAGAGCUAAUAUUUUUGAUUACAUCUUCGCUAUCAACAAAUUUUGGUAAUUGCCUUACAACAAAAUCAUCGAAUGAAACUUUAAAUAUGUCUCCACAGCUGUUCAAUAUUUGUAUAGCAUUAUUAGAGUUAUCUGACACAGUUAUUUUCUUUAUUUUGCCAACACCUGUAAGGUCUAUUUGAUCUUUGUCAACUAAAUUACAAUUUAGGUAUAGUUUAUCAUUUAUUAGGGCUACUGAAAAAGUGUGGCUUAACUGAAAAUAAUUGAUAGAGUCACUAUCCAGAGUGGUGCAAAAUCUCUCCACAGUGUGGCCCUCAGCAUUGAGCUGAUUGCAGAAGUUGAACCCUUUGCACAAUAUCCGCAUUGUUGGAUGAUAGAUACCACUGGUGAUUGGUGAAAUUAACUCUGAUCACCAACUGUUCUAAUUUGUUGUAUAAUUCAAUCCCUGUUCAUCAAAGAAAGUUGAAAAACACAAUGAAAACAAACACAAACAGCUGGUGAUCGGGAUUAUCGGUUUCCUUAAAGGCCCGCCUAGAGUACUCUGUUGUGCUCAGCUGCGUCACUCCCGAGUAUCUUUCUGCGUUCUGGUUUGUUCACGUUUCCUCGCCCAACUGUGCUCCAACUUAUUAAUUCACUUCACAACAGAAGUUUAUUGAUUUUAUUGUGCGAUAGUGCGGAUUUAAUUUUUGUGCGUCUUUUUCUAAACAACACCGACAGUGCUUUGCUAUUGAUCAUAAUUUGAAUUUCUAGACAGAUUAGCUAUAUAAAUUAACCAUUCUCACGGCCAAAUGGGACUAUUAUCAAUUUUGAGAAAACUGACUUCCACGCCAGAACGAGAACUCAGGUUACUUCUUCUAGGCUUAGAUAAUGCAGGUAAAACGACCAUACUGAAAAUCUUGGCUUCCGAAGACAUAACCAGUAUUACCCCAACUGCAGGGUUCAAUAUCAAAUCUGUGAUAAGCGACGGGUUUAAAUUGAAUGUUUGGGAUAUUGGUGGCCAAAGAAAAAUUAGGCCCUAUUGGAAAAAUUAUUUUGAAAAUACUGACAUUUUGAUAUACGUUGUUGAUUCAGCAGACAAGAAGCGUUUAGAAGAAACAGGAAUAGAACUUUAUGAAUUACUGAGCGACGACAAACUGAAUAACGUGCCUCUCUUGGUAUAUGCCAACAAACAGGAUUUACCCGAUUCGUUAUCGGCCUCAGAUUUAGCCCAGGCACUUAAUUUGCCAUCCAUCAAAGAUAGAACAUGGCAAAUUCAAGCAUGCACAGCUGCUCAAGGUAUUGGCGUGCGCGAAGGAAUGGAAUGGGUGUGCAAGAGUAUCAAGAAAAAGUAGUAGUAAUUAUAAAUAUAUAUGUUACUAUUUGGCUGGGGCUAAAUUUGAAUAAAUGGUCCAGACACUACGUCCCCACUGGAACUUAUAUAGACUGUCCGCUUUAAGAACUUGCUACCCUUGUCCCCAAGCCUUGUACCCUCCAUUUAUUCAAUUUAUUGACCUAUGUAAUUGAACUGGUUUCUGUUAAUAAAUGCCUUCAACAAGUGGGUAACUUUAUUUUUGGGCUGUAAUCAGGGCAAAUUCCAAUGCUUACUAUGAUGAAUUCGGCUUUAAGGUCAGUUAAUCCUAACCAUUUUUAUUAUUUGGGGAUUGAGCAAGAAAAAAAAAUCAAUUUUUCGAGAAAAAAAAAUGGUAUGACGACAUAAUUCUAUUAAGGGUCACUUGAAACCUUCCAGUACAAAUUUUCAUUGUACGUAAAUACAAAUUGAAAAUAAUAUUGGUUAUUGAAAAUUCUGAAUGUGCAAUUCGUUUUUUCUCAGCAAAUUAUCAAAACUUGAGGCUAAGAAAGUGUUCUACAGCUCUAAAAUAAAAUUACCCUUUUGCUGUGGAUGCAUAUUGAAUACAUAUCUAACAAAAAGAAAAUUAGCGAGUCCUUAUCGCGGACACCCUGUAUAUGUAAAUAUAUCACAGGUACUACCUAACUAAAGUUAAACAAAAAAAAUAUACCAGGUGUCCCACUAAGGUCGGCCAGGUACGAUAUUAUGGAAACCAUAGACCUUACGGCGUCGGGAUUUUUUUUUUCUUCACUAAAUCGGCCAAGAGAAAUUUAUGGAAAUUAUUUUCAAGUUUCUAGGAUGACCGCUAGGGGGCGCAAUUACGAUGAUAUAUCUAAAAAUUCAACUUUUCUCAAGAAAUCGCUAUAUUAAGAUACUGUUUUAACAACAGAAAUCAAAAGUUCAUUAAUAUUUGCGCCAGUUUGGUUAUUAGGCUUUUUUUCGUAUCUUCAGUAAUAAGGGUGGGGGAAGCUGGUGAAUUUUUUUUUUAGAAAUUGCUGUAUCUUCCAUACCCCUCAUUCAAACUCAUUCAAUUUGGGUCUAUUUGGAAGAGAAUUUCAUUGUUAUUAAGAACACCACUUCGUUCGAGGUCGAUAGUUCCCACCGCGUCUGCUAGAGGGCGCUGUUUAUUCAAGAUCCAGUUUUUCCUAAUUUUCAUGAAAAAUCCAAAUGGCAUAAUAUUAUUUUUGUAUUGCUGUGCUUAAAGAGCAAAAAAAUAUCUACAUUUUGGCGCAAACCGCAAUUCAAUAUCUGCAUUCGUUUUCAAGUUACGUGAGGUCUAUGGUCUCCAUAAUAUCGUACCUGGCCGACCUUAGUGGGACACCCGGUAUAUAAAUGAAUUUUAGAGUACCUACUUCAUAAAAUUCCUAUGAAGUUAGGUUUAAUCAAAGAUAUAACUCCACUUUUAUACAUUUGUACUUUUCCUGUAUACUAACAAAAAUAUUUUAGAUUAGGUACUUAGAUCUUUACUUGUGAAUCAUAGUAAAAUGCAUUAGUGCGAAGACACCCUCAUAUAGGGAUAGAUUAGAGAAUAUAUAGAACAUAAUUCUGUGUCAAAAAAUUAGAUAAAUAAAUAUGUAGCUCACUAGAAUCUUGAAACAUUUUCCUUUUAUAGAUUCAUAGCCGAAAAUCAUCUUGCAGUUCACUAAAAAAUUUUGGAAUUUAUUUAAAAAGGUGAAUUGGAGGUCUGCUUAUUGUAGGCACACCUAUAUAGGCGAAUUCAAACAAAAAGAAAACUAGUGUAGGUAGUUACAAGAGCGCUGAAUAAUACAUUCUUUAUAAUUCUCUAUAUUACAUUAGCUACUCUCAGGCUCUCGCAUCGGAGUUACUUUACUUUCCUCUCCUAUGAUAACCACUGGUAGAUACCCCAUCCUCCACUAAGAAUUUUCAUCUACAAAGUUAAACCUUUCUAAUAAAUUUACAGUAUGUUAGAAUUAAGUGGCAUGCAGACAUUAAUUAAACUUGAUGAAACAUUUCCUUGCCCCGACUAGGAUUUGAACCUUGGACCCUCUCAUAUCCAGUGCCAUUAUAGCCAACUGAGCUACCGAAACCUGUCUCAUUUCUACCUAGUCGGUCAAGUCUCAUCAAUUUUAAAUUGUAAGUUGUGGAGACCAACAGCAAUUGGCAACCUUCGGCGGUUACCAUUGGUAUGGGAGUGAAUUAGUGAAAUUCUAAUAAAAUUUUAUAAGAUCUCUGAAAUUUUAAACAAAAAACCAUUAGGAGGACAUCAUAAAAUCAUAACAUUAUUAGAAUAAUUUUAAACUUUUGUUUAUUUUUUACAACCUUAUAGAUAGGUACAUAUUAAUUUUUUUUUAUAAAAUCUGUCGAAUGUCAUUAGACAAAACUUUUGUUAUUUGGCAUUUUGUUAGGAACCAGCGUUUUGAACUUGAAUUCAGGCCACGUUUUGUAUAAAAUUAGGAAAUAGAUUGACAAAAUUAGAAUGUAUGCAAUCUAAUAAUUCAAAUGAAUAUAGUUAUUUAUUGUACCAAGUCAGUUUAUAAAUCACUACUGACUACUGAGUUAUUUGUCCUGGUUUACUUGUUUAUAAUGAAAUAAAUAAUUGCACUAUUAAGUGCUAGAAAAAAUAUAUUUUGAAUGAUUUUUUUAGCAGCAAUGUUAACUCAAAAUUAAUAACACAUGAAGUGGUUCAUUCAGAAGAGUUCUCAUAAAUUAGGUUGUGGAAUAUAAUACCUGAAAGUCUGGAAUAAAUAUUCUCUUUCGAGCAAAAAUGCAAAAAUUUAGAUCGACUUCUUAUGUAGCUAUGGAUUUUUUUACUGAUUUAAAGGAAAACCUUGCUUUUUCCAUUGGAUUUUCUAAAAUUAGACAAUGCCCUGAAAACUGAAACACUAUUAUAGUAAAAUGGAAGCUUUUUAAGGGACGGUGUUUAGAUUAAGUGUCAGUUUAGUGAAACCAUUUGUUCCAAAUAUUCCACUUCAGUUACUUGAAAGUAUUUAUUAUUGGAGAUUCCUUAUAAAUUACCCACUAUUAAAAAGUAAGGUUUAGUAUAUAAAAUAUAAAAAUAUGUAUAUAAUAUCACUUGGCAUUAGCAGGCAGCAAUUAGUUAAGGGUCAUCGAUUACCAAAAAAAAAAAUUGUUAGAAUUAACAAUUUGCCUAAUGGAAAUUUUAUAUAAAAAUUCCUAUAACUCGUCAUGUUGAUUUUCACGUUCCUCCAAAAGGGCUUUAACUUGUUUUAUAAUAGCAUUGGCUUCUUGGCUGCCAAUAUUAACAUAUUCAGUAGGCGAAAAAUAAAGUCUUACUGUAGGAUACCCAACAACUCUUUGAUAACCACAAAAUAUCCGAUUAGUUUCACAAUCAAUUUUACCAGAGCGUACUUUGCCGUCUAACCUCUAAAAUCAUAUAAAAUAAAUUGUUUUUUUAUGCAGCAUUAGAGGGAAAAUUAAAAUACCUGAGCUGCAUUCCGAAACUCUGGUUCAAAAUUUACACAAUGUCCGCACCAAGGUGCAUAGAAAUCUAUUAGCCAAGGUAAGUAAAAUUUCUUUUUCAGAAUUUGUUCUUUAAAAUCUAGCUCGGACAAAUCCUCAACUUUAGAAGGCAGAAAACUAAGGACCCACCUUUUAAGCGAUAUAGCAUCUCUUUGACCAUUGUAUA
This is a messenger RNA of Ceutorhynchus assimilis (cabbage seed weevil), 5096 nucleotides long. Lineage: Eukaryota; Metazoa; Arthropoda; Insecta; Coleoptera; Curculionidae. The record is from the annotation of a GenBank genome assembly.